AUGCCUCUUCGCCUCGCGACUUCUAGAAGGCUGUCACCUUCUCUCACCAGCGGCAGCAGCAGCAACAGCAAAGUCCCGAGCCCUUUUGGCACAACAGCAAGAUUCUCAACGACGACUCGAGUCGCCUAUCCUCGUAGUCAUCAUCAAGCUACUCACUAUGAAACGCUCAAUGUUCCUGUCACUGCCACAACGGCCGAGAUAAAAAAACAGUUCUACGCCCUCUCCCUAAAACACCACCCAGACCGCAACCGCUCCGAUCCAAGCGCCACCGAUCGCUUCGCCAACAUUUCCUCUGCAUAUCAUAUCCUCGGCGACAGUUCGAAACGGGCGCGGUACGACCGAGACUAUGGCAUCCAUAGCAGCAGUGGCGGCGUCUCCGGCCAUCACAACCACCCAAUGGGCAGUCACAGCAGCGGCAGCGCCGGCGGCGGCGGCGGCAGCUCGUAUUUCGGCUCGCGGCCUGCAAGUGGUUUGAGUAAGAGAAGAGGUACUUUCAAGGGCCCGCCUCCUAGCUUUUAUGCUCAUGGCGGGUAUGGCGCAAGAGCUUCGCGGCCGGGGGCUGGCGGGUUUUAUUCGGGGAGUGCAGAGAGUCCCAAUACUGGAAAUAAUAGCAGCAGCAAUGGUACUACUACUGCGCCGACAGAGGAAGAUCCGUCGUCGUUCAUUCACAACAAUCCCGUGUGGCACUUCAACGCCAAGGGCCAUUUCAAGACACAGGCGGCCGAGGAUGCCCGACGACAACAGAGACGCGCACAUCAAAGACGGCGCGAGCAAGAAAUCAGAGAUAGUGGUGUGGACUCGACUGGAAGUCUCAUCUUGCGGUUCAUGAUUGUUUCCGGCAUCCUGGUCUCGGUGGCGUCUCUUGGUGGAUUGUUGAGAAACAAUAGUGGAUAUACUACCGCGAAACAACCAAAUUCCCGAAACAAGGACCGCUGA
This is a messenger RNA of Talaromyces rugulosus, 936 nucleotides long. RefSeq lists its product as uncharacterized. Bases 1 to 936 code for a protein of 311 amino acids. The record is from RefSeq and is a predicted model, not a curated record. NCBI's taxonomy places the organism in Eukaryota, Fungi, Ascomycota, Eurotiomycetes, Eurotiales, Trichocomaceae. The transcript is spliced from 2 exons.